Messenger RNA from Punctularia strigosozonata HHB-11173 SS5, 3180 nucleotides. RefSeq lists its product as uncharacterized. Gene Ontology annotation, cellular component: membrane. Lineage: Eukaryota; Fungi; Basidiomycota; Agaricomycetes; Corticiales; Punctulariaceae. Gene Ontology annotation, molecular function: antiporter activity. The coding region runs from base 94 to 3009 and encodes 971 amino acids. The record is from RefSeq and is a predicted model, not a curated record. Gene Ontology annotation, biological process: proton transmembrane transport. The transcript has 8 exons.
ACGCGACGCGCGUCGACGCCGACGAGCACGACGAGCACGACGACCCCGCAUCCUGGAUGACAUCAUAUUGAGGACACCAGGAUCCGUUCCACGAUGCCCGAGUUCUCUCGCGCGGUCCUCGAUGUCGCGCGGGAUAUAAGCGGAAGAUGGACUGCCCCGCACGUUGCGUCCGCGUUCUCAGGGACCAAGAGGGAGGCGCCUGACCAAGGCGGGCUGCUGAGCGGCAAGGACCCGUCCGCAUUCAACACCAGUGAUCCCUUAAGGCUAUGGAUCAUCCAAGUCGGCAUCAUCAUUAUGAUGACCCAGCUGCUUUCGCUGGGUCUUCGCAGGAUGAAACAACCCCGAGUGAUCGCUGAGGUUCUGGGUGGCAUCAUUCUCGGUCCUACAGCGUGCGGUCGCAUACCUGGUUUCACCAAGCAUGUAUUCCCGGACGCAUCCCGCCCAUACCUCUCCCUUGUCGCCAAUAUCGGCCUGGUCCUCUUCCUUUUCCUUGUCGGGCUCGAGAUCGAGUCCUCCGUCAUCAAACGCAAUGCCCGUCUUUCGGCCACAGUAGCUCUAGCCGGGAUGGUGCUGCCCUUCGGCCUGGGCGCGGCACUGUCUGUCCCACUCUAUCACCAAUUCAUUGAUCAAAGCGUCAAAUUCACGAACUUUAUGCUAUUCACGGGUGUCGCGUACUCGAUCACUGCCUUCCCUGUCCUCUGUCGCAUCCUCACAGAGCUCAAGCUACUCGAUACCACCGUCGGUAUCGUCGUCCUUUCCGCCGGCGUUGGCAACGACAUCGUCGGUUGGACCCUCCUCGCGCUCUCCGUCGCCCUCGUCAACGCCGGCUCGGGCCUCACCGCGCUCUACAUCCUCCUCGUCUGCGUCGGCUGGACGCUCCUCCUCCUCUUCCCGAUCCGGCUCCUCCUCCGCUGGCUCGCCCUCCGCACGCGCUCGCUCGAAGGCGCCGGGCCCUCAUCCUUCUUCAUGACAUGCACCAUGCUCCUCGUCUUCGGCUCCGCCUUCUUCACCGACAUCAUCGGCGUCCACGCCAUCUUCGGCGCCUUCCUCGCCGGGCUCAUCGUCCCCCGCGACGGCAACCUCGCCAUCCAGCUCACCGAGAAGCUCGAGGACAUGGUCUCCAUCAUCUUCCUCCCCCUCUACUUCACGCUCUCGGGCUUGAGCACGAACCUCGGCCUGCUCGAUAACGGCAUCACGUGGGGCUUCACGGUCGCGAUCUGCACGCUCGCGUAUGCGGGCAAGAUGGGCGGGUGCACGCUUGCGGCGCGCUGGGCCGGCUUUUCGUGGCGAGAGGCGAGCACGAUCGGCAGCUUGAUGAGUUGCAAAGGACUCGUCGAACUGAUCGUGCUCAACGUCGGUCUUUCCGCCGGCAUCCUUAGCCCUCGCGUCUUCUCGAUGUUCGUCCUCGAAGCGCUGCUUCUCACCUUUAUGACCACCCCGGCCGUCAGCGUCCUAUACCCACCGCACCUUCGCACGCGCGCGGCCGGCGCCGGCGCCAACUUCGCGAGCGUUGCCGCCGACGAGGCCGGCACGUCCCGCCCUCGCGAGCGUCGUAACAGCGACGACGACGGAAGCGAGUGGAGACGGCAGUACACCGUCGUGCUCGACAAGAUCGAGCACGUCCCCGGCAUGAUGGCGCUCACGGAUCUCUUGCGUCUGCCCUCGGCGGACGACGCGCGGUCGGCGCACACGACGGACGAGCCGCGGCUCAAACGCGACCCGAGCUCGUCCUCGUCCAAGACGAGCACCGACCUCGUCCCCGCCCCACGCGGGCGGGAGAAGCGGCGGGAGAAGAAGGACGACGCGACGCGCGUGGACGCGCUCAGGCUCGUCGAGCUCUCCGACCGCACCUCCGCCGUCAUGCGCGAGCUCGACCGCGCGGCGGGCUCGCUCGCCGACGCGCUCGCGCGCACCGACCCCCUCCUGGCCGUGUUCAAGAUGUACGGCGAGCUGCGCGGGCUCGCGGUCUCCGCCGCGGUCGCCAUCGCGCCGUACGAGGAGCUCGCGGCGUGCGUCGUCGAGCACGCCGCGCGCACGGGCGGCCAGAUGAUCCUCCUGCCGUGGCUCCCGCCCCACGCGCCCGCGCACGAGGCCGGCGCCGCCGCCGAGUCGAACCCGUUCGACAUGCUCUUCGGCGGCGGCGGCGGCGGCAGCAGCGGCAAGGAGCAGCACCCGCAGCACCCGCACCAGGGCGCGGCGUCGGCCCACCACGCGCACUUUGUGCGCUCGGUGUUCGCGAAGGCGGGCGCGGACGUGGCGCUGUUCGUCGACCGCGGGCACGCGCCGGACGAGGCGCGCACGGCGGCGGGCGCGAGGAGGCACCACGUUUACGUGCCGUUCUUUGGUGGGCCGGACGAUCGGCUGGCGGUGGAGAUGGCGGUGCGGCUGUGCCGGAGCUGGAAGACGCGGGCGACGGUGGUGCGCGUGACGAAGCGGGAGGUCGGGGCGGAGGAGGAGGGCGAGGGGUUGGAGAAGCCCGAGAGGGCGUACCUCGGCGAAGGCGCGGAGGCGUACGUGAGGGAGCAGGGGGGCGCAACGUUGCAGACCACGAUGACGGGAUUCCCGGAUACGGUGUACGGCCAGCACAACACGCAGACGCGGAUGCAGUCCGAGACGGCGGAUAACGUGCUCUGGAGCAAGUACGCGGAGCACGUCUCGGUCGAGUCGGCGGACCCCUCGGGCACGGGCACGAGCCUGUCCGCCGCGCUCGCGCGCGUCGAGUUCGUCGAUCUCGCGAGCCCACGACCCCUUCACGCCGUCGUGCAACAGGUCGCCGCGCUGCUGCCCGUGAGUGUCGACGAGCGCGCGCGGCUCCUCGUCCUCGCCGGGCGCUCGCGCCGGCUCGCGGUCGAGAACCACGCGGAGGAGCUGAAGGCGAUGGUGGAAGAACACGGCGGGGUCAACGCGGAGGUGAGGAAGACGGUCGGGGACGUCGCGACGGCGUUCGUGCUGUCCGGGUUGAACGCCGGGCUCGUGGUCGUCCAGGCCGCGAGCGCGUCGGCGCAUUGAACCGCGGUCUUUGUUUUUUCGAGGGCUGGUCAGAGCUUCGAUCUCGGUGUUGGGUGUGCAUACUAUUCGUUCAAUCGUUCAUGCCUCCGCAUUUACUACUAUCCAUACUCGCGCAUCACGCUUCAUUUUUAUGUGUACUACCUUAACGCAACGACUUGACACGACUUUGAC